Ostertagia ostertagi is the source of this 387-nucleotide messenger RNA. Lineage: Eukaryota; Metazoa; Nematoda; Chromadorea; Rhabditida; Trichostrongylidae. The record is from the annotation of a GenBank genome assembly.
AAGCUGCUACGUACGGCUCCAGAUAAGGUUCCUCUAAUCUCACCGGGUCCGUCAACUUAUAGUGACGUCUACUCUUCCAGUCCGCGAAGAAUUGCAAGCGCAUUGAUCUAUCACCGACCUGAGCCAGAACUUGAGGAAACAUUCAUCGGUGGAGCUUCACCGAAGGAGGCAGCCGCCAAGGUUGAUCCGUCAUCGUUUGUCCUCUACUAUCGAAUUGAUGAUCCUCUCAGUGACCGAGCAUAUCUAUACAUGGCGUAUAAGAACAGCCUAGGGAAAACACGAUUUCAGCCAUUCCAUUUCCCGCUCACAUGUCGAAAAGCAAAGCAUGACGAUAGCACUGAGUCAAUAUUCUGGCGAGUUGAGUACGGUGAUACAGAUCCUAUGGAG